CAGACUGGCAAAAACUUAAGAACUAGAGAAGAAGUGGCGAAACGGGAUUGCAGCGUCGCACUCCCUACCCCGGCAGGUGCGCGAUCACAGACACGCCUUGCAGAGGGGCUUCGACCGGCACUUCCGGUCCCGGAAGGUCGUGCUUUUUGACCCCGGAAGUCCGGGCGGGCGCAGAGCCGGGUGCGUUUUGCGACAGAGCCGUAAAGGCGCGCGGGAACAUGGGGCUGUAUGCUGCAGCUGCAGGCGUGCUGGCCGGCGUGGAGAGCCGCCAGGGCUCUAUCAAGGGGUUGGUGUACUCCAGCAACUUCCAGAACGUGAAGCAGCUGUACGCGCUGGUGUGCGAAACGCAGCGCUACUCCGCCGUGCUGGAUGCCGUGAUCGCCAGCGCCGGCCUCCUCCGUGCGGAGAAGAAGCUGCGGCCGCACCUGGCCAAGGUACUAGUGUAUGAGUUGUUGUUGGGAAAGGGCUUUCGAGGGGGUGGGGGCCGAUGGAAGGCUCUGUUGGGCCGGCACCAGGCGAGGCUCAAGGCUGAGUUGGCUCGGCUCAAGGUUCAUCGGGGUGUGAGCCGGAAUGAGGACCUGUUGGAAGUGGGAUCCAGGCCUGGUCCAGCCUCCCAGCUGCCUCGAUUUGUGCGUGUGAACACUCUCAAGACCUGCUCCGAUGAUGUAGUUGAUUAUUUCAAGAGACAAGGUUUCUCCUAUCAGGGUCGGGCUUCCAGCCUCGACGACUUUCGAGCCCUCAAGGGGAAGCAUUUUCUCCUGGACCCCUUGAUGCCGGAGCUGCUGGUGUUUCCCGCCCAGACAGAUCUGCAUGAGCACCCACUGUACCGGGCCGGACACCUCAUUCUGCAGGACAGGGCCAGCUGUCUCCCAGCCAUGCUGCUGGACCCCCUGCCAGGCUCCCAUGUCAUCGAUGCCUGUGCCGCCCCAGGCAAUAAGACGAGUCACUUGGCUGCUCUUCUGAAGAACCAAGGGAAGAUCUUUGCCUUUGACCUGGAUGCCAAGCGGCUAGCGUCCAUGGCCACGCUGCUGGCCCGGGCUGGCGUCUCUUGCUGUGAGCUGGCUGAGGAGGACUUCCUGGCGGUCUCCCCCUCAGACCCGCGCUACCGUGAGGUCCACUACAUCCUGCUGGAUCCUUCCUGCAGUGGCUCGGGUAUGCCGAGCAGACAGCUGGAGGAGCCUGGGGCAGGCACACCUAGCCCGGCGCGUCUGCAUGCCCUGGCAGGGUUCCAGCAGCGAGCCCUGUGCCACGCGCUCACUUUCCCUUCCCUGCAGCGGCUCGUCUACUCCACGUGCUCCCUCUGCCGGGAGGAGAAUGAAGAUGUGGUGCGAGAUGCGCUGCAGCAGAACCCCGGUGCCUUCAGGCUAGCUCCCGCCCUGCCUGCCUGGCCCCACCGAGGCCUGAGCACGUUCCCGGGUGCCGAGCACUGCCUCCGGGCUUCUCCCGAGACCACGCUCAGCGGUGGCUUCUUCGUUGCUGUAAUUGAACGGGUCGAGGUGCCGAGCUCAGCCUCACAGGCCAAAGCAUCAGCACCAGAAUGCACACCCAGCCCAGCCCCAAAGAGAAAGAAGAGACAGCAAAAAGCCGCAGCUGGUGCUUGCACACCGCCUUGCACAUAGCAGAGGCUCUGGGCUGACUCCUUCCUGGUGGGAAAGGAAGACACCCGUCCUUUCCGUGGAGGACCCUGGGCCCUCACCGCAGGCAGCAGUUUGGGUUUUGAAAGGUUAUUGGGUCCCUUCCUCGGGCUAUGUUCUUGCUGGUAAGCAAAGUGUUGCCUGCAGAAAUAAAAUGCAGAACAUAUUCUAUGA
Pongo pygmaeus (Bornean orangutan) is the source of this 1808-nucleotide messenger RNA. It is a transcript of the gene NSUN5, whose product is annotated as NOP2/Sun RNA methyltransferase 5. NCBI's taxonomy places the organism in Eukaryota, Metazoa, Chordata, Mammalia, Primates, Hominidae. Gene Ontology annotation, cellular component: nucleolus. Gene Ontology annotation, molecular function: RNA methyltransferase activity. The record is from RefSeq and is a predicted model, not a curated record. Gene Ontology annotation, biological process: rRNA base methylation. Bases 219 to 1619 code for a protein of 466 amino acids. The transcript has 10 exons.